Messenger RNA from Panicum hallii, 1495 nucleotides. RefSeq names its product serine/arginine-rich splicing factor RS41-like. Gene Ontology annotation, molecular function: RNA binding. The record is from RefSeq and is a predicted model, not a curated record. Gene Ontology annotation, biological process: mRNA splicing, via spliceosome. The transcript has 6 exons. Bases 494 to 1243 code for a protein of 249 amino acids. Lineage: Eukaryota; Viridiplantae; Streptophyta; Magnoliopsida; Poales; Poaceae. Gene Ontology annotation, cellular component: nuclear speck.
ACAGAUUCAGGAAUAGAACCUCAACCAGUAAAAUGAGGCCAGUUUUUUGUGGGAACCUUGACUACGAUGUUCGCAUUUCCGAGAUUGAGCGACUUUUUGGCAAGUAUGGAAGAGUGGAACGAGUGGAUCUAAAGACUGGAAUAUCAUGGAGCAUAUGUGCUCUUCCUGGUUGAUGGACUGGGCUCUACCUUUCCUGCAUCUGCCCGAGCCCCACCUCAUGUCUUGUCCAUCUCCAGGAGUUCACAGUCCACCAUGGCAUCUGUUCACUUGGCAACGACCACCUCGUGACCGAUGUCUUACAUUUACGAUCAACAUUGCACCCUCCUCCCCCGCCCGAUCACCAUUUCCUCGCCAAUCCAACCAUGCCAAUCUCAUGGCCGGCUGGAGAGAAGUGGAGGUUGCACCACCAAUUCUUUGAUGUGCCACGAAUGUUUGGAUUGUUGUACUCUGACAUUGUUUAGUUCAACAUAUACAAGGGUUUGCAUUCGUCUACAUGGAAGACGAACGUGAUGCUGAAGAUGCUAUCGGUAGACUUGAUGGAGUUGAUUUUGGCAGGAAAGGAAGGAGAAUCAGAGUUGAGUGGACAAAGGAGGAUCGCAGUGCUGGUCGAAAAGGAAGCUCGAGGAGAUCUCCAACCAGCGCAAGGCCAACCAAAACCUUGUUUGUGAUCAACUUUGACCCAAUCAACACAAGAAUUCGAGAUCUGGAGAGGCACUUUGAUAAAUAUGGCAGGGUCGCGAAUGUGAGAAUCAAAAAGAACUUUGCAUUUGUCCAAUUUGAGGUCCAGGAGGAUGCUACUAGAGCAUUGGAGGGUACUAAUGGAAGCCAUUUCAUGGACAGGGUCAUCUCAGUUGAAUAUGCACUUCGUGAUGAUGAUGAAAGAGGUGAAAGAGGGAAUGGAUACAGCCCAGACAGGAGGGGUCGUGAAAGAUCCCCAGGUAGAAGGCGAUCUCCUAGUCCUUACGGCAGAGGACGGGAGAGGGGUAGCCCUGACUAUGGCAGAGGACGGGAGAGGGGGAGCCCGGACUAUGGCAGGGGAGUUGACAGGCGUAGCCCUGAUUAUGGCUCAAAUGGUGGUGGCAGAGGUGACGAGAGGGGCAGCCCCAACUAUGACCACGAGCGCCGUGAAGCUAGCCCUCGUCGCGAGCGCCGUGAAGCCAGCCCUCGUCGCGAGCGCCGUGAAGCCAGUCCUGGCUAUGACAGGCCCCCCAGCAACUCGCCUGGAAGGGACGAGAGAGAUUAAGUACUCCAUGCCUGUGUUCGAGCCAGCCGCUUUGGAUGAAUGUGUCAACUGAUGUUAUAUUGAAGUUGGUAAUGUUAGGCAGCAGGAAACUUCUGUACCAUCUGUGUUAGCUUGUAUUGAACGCGCGAUGUUUGCUAAUAUUUCCCGUUUCUCUGUGAAGCAACUCCAGAAUGUAACUCAUGUAUUGACUGGUAGCUUUCAGUACUUCAGUUGAACAUUCUUGUUGGCGAUAUUUCUUUUUUUUUCUUCUUA